GUAUAAGCGUCGCUUAUUCUGCAACAUAUAUUUACUGCUUUUAUAGACCGCAAACACAGGCAAGGGAAACACACACUUACUGAAUACUAAUUAAUAGAAGUAUUGGUUAAAUUAUACUUAAAAGCACGUGUACAUAUAAUCGUCCUAAAUGUGGUAAAACAUCAUACUACUUUCGAUCGAAAUGGUUCGUCUUAUACAACUUCCGCUACCUGUACACAUGCUCCACUUGCUCGUACUGACGACUGCAUCUGUCUUCUUCCGGUUUCGUUGUGUGGAAUCAGCAUCCAAAAGGCAACAAACCAGUAGUUACCAGCCACACCAGCCAUCCUAUGCUCAGCCGGGAUACUCGUCACCGUCUCCGAUCCGGAUUGCGGAGCCGCUGCACUGGGAGUAUCUGCCAGUGGCGGUGCAGUUACCGACACUGGACUAUUCUCCACUAAAAUCCGAUGACCAUUAUGUAUCCACAUAUCCACCGGAAUUCUGCCGAUCAACCACUGCAAGGGCCAAUCUAGAUUGUCCGUGUUUACUGAUUGGAGAGACCUGUUUGCCCGCGAAUUCCGUGUGUACCCGCGAUCCAGACGGCGAUGGAUACUGCGCCUGUGCUAAAGGAUACGUUCUGUUGAACUCCACUUGCGUCACGCAGCAGUACUAUACGCAAAACGUCCUGAGACCUUUUGUAAUCAGCAGUCCAACAAUCACGGCAUCUUGUUUCCUGCCGGCAAAUGGAGUAAUCGGCACAUUACCGAAGCUUACGAAUGAAGCAGUUACGUUUUACAAUCUGACGCUGCUGUUUUCUUCUCCUCUGGGCGAUACGAACAAAUACAUAACGAUUGAUCAGACUAACGGAAAUAUUUUAUCGGUGAAGCCACCCCCAGCCACAGUCCAAAAUCAAACGUAUCAGGUCACCGCCAGAAGUUCUUCAGGAACAUACAGCACGCUAAUAUUUCGGGUUGCCUACAACUGUACACCGCCAACUUGCAGUUUUGAAAACGGGAACAAUAUUUUUGUAUCCUGCACACUUAACACUGUGGGAAGCACCGUGGCCACCGUUCUAGCUACUGGAAGUGUUGCGCCAACAGCUUUCACAAUGACGCUCAUAUCAUCCACUUCAAUUUUGGCCAACACUUAUUAUAAAAUUGAUUCAAAUCUUGGGCUAAUCCAAAUAGUGAAACAACCACAUGGCGGAAUAUUUAUCGAGCGUUACAAUGUAACUGCCACAAACGCUGUCGGGCAAAAUUGUCCCAGUUUGUUGAUUCAGAUAACCACUGCUGCGGACUGUACCUGAAAGUGCCACGAUACUUAGUACGUUUCGUUGUUUUACUUUAUUCAGAAUAUCGAUCAGUAUCGGUAGAUCAGUUAAGAUUACCAUGUGCAAAAUAUUAUGAGACCAUACGGCACAAAAGCCUACAGCUGCGUUUCUGCAGUAAUAACUGACCGAUGAGGAAGUGCU
Paramacrobiotus metropolitanus is the source of this 1450-nucleotide messenger RNA. RefSeq lists its product as uncharacterized. Bases 182 to 1285 code for a protein of 367 amino acids. The record is from RefSeq and is a predicted model, not a curated record. The transcript is spliced from 7 exons. Lineage: Eukaryota; Metazoa; Tardigrada; Eutardigrada; Parachela; Macrobiotidae.